AUGUUUAAUCGAUCCUUGUACUGUUUUGCCUUGUUUUCUGUUCGAAAAAAGUUAGGGUUUAGACUCCAAUCCUAUAGAGCUCAUUUAAGAUGUUGCAGCUUCAUUGAAGAAGCAAUUCCUUUGGAAACCACAGAAUGUACGGACGAAACAAUCACUCAGCUCUUAACCCUAGAACCGCCGGAGGAAUCAGGUAAAGACUCGGUCGAAGAGUUGCUUUUGAAAAGCGACGACGUUUCAAGAUUAAUGAAAAUGGAACGCAGGUCUGAUUUGGAUAGUAAAGACCAGUUUAACCAAUCGAGGCGUUGGUUUCCAUAUCUCGAUAAAUUUGAUGCAGGAAGUAUGCAUUUGAGUGGCGGUGAAGUGUUGGAAACGCUCGAUCGGCCUAUUGGUCAGUCUGAUGAACUUUUAAGGCUAUACUCAUAUGUAAGGCAUCAAACAGUGGGGAUUCGUAGUUCAGCCAUUUUAUUCGGUUUGAAAAGCUGUAUUGAGUUGGGUGACUUAGAAUUUGGAAGAGGUAUUCAUACUGAUGCUCUCAAGUUUGGAUUAAAUAUUAGUAAGUUUGUGGGGUCGUCUCUCAUAGGGCUGUAUUCAAGAUGUGGUGAUAUUGAGGAAGCAGCUAAAGCGUUUGAUGAAAUAAUUGAGAAAGAUAUUGUUGCUUAUACGUCUUUGAUUACGGGCUAUGCUCAAGUUGGUGAUCACCGAGCAUAUGAGGCUUUUAGAGUUGCUUAUCAUAUGCAGAAGGAAGAAAUUGAUCCUAAUCGGGUGACACUAGUGAGCUUACUUCAGGCAGCGUCAGAGUUAGGAGCAUUAGAAGAGGGUCAAUCAAUUCAUGGGUAUGCUAUUAGAAGAGGAAUUGGUUGUUCAGAUGAAGUAUUUGAAACAAGUCUGAUGGACAUGUAUAACAAGUGUGGGCCACCAAAUAUGGCGGCCACAUUUUUUGCUAGAAUGGGCUCGAGAACGGUGGGUUCCUGGAAUGCUUUGAUUUCUCGUCAUCUUCAGUUGGGGCAGCCCCUAGAGGCAUUGCAUCUUUUCUUUCAAAUGGUCCAAAGAAAUUAUGAGCUUGAUUUGAUUACUUUAGCAAAUGGGCUUUUGAGUUGUGCUGACUUGGAGAAUUUGCUUGUAGGUAAGAUCAUCCAUGCUUAUAUUGUGCGAACUGGUGCUCAACUUGAUAUUGUUGCUACCACAGCUCUGAUUGAUAUGUAUUUGAAAUGCAACCAUUUAAUCCUGGCCAGGGAAAUCUUCGACAGAAUUGAGGAAAAGGACGUUAUCUCAUUUAAUGUGAUGAUAGCUGGUUAUCUCCAGAAUGGAUUUGCUUGUCAGGCCAUUGAAGUAUUUUAUGAAAUGGUUGGUAUAGGUAUUAGACUGAACCCAGUCACCAUUAUGAGUAUACUUUCUGCAUUAUCCGAUCUAAAAGAUGUAAGACAAGGCAAGUGCAUCCAUGGAUAUGUGUUUAGACGUGGGUUUGGAUCAAACACGGAAAUUGCUAAUCAGAUCAUUUACAUGUACGCAAAAUGUGGUUUUGUACAGUGUGCGAGCCGAAUCUUCAAAAACAUAAAACGUAAGGAUUUGGUGUCAUGGACAUCAAUGAUGAUGGGUUAUUUGCACCAAGGUCAUGCCGAUGAAGCUGUAACCUUGUUCCGGCUAAUGCAAAGAGAAAAUCUGAGUCCCGACUCUGUCACAUUAAUAUGUCUGCUUCAAGCAUUUGCUCAGCUUGGAUUUCUAAAUCUAGCAAAGGAAGUUCAUUGUCUUGUGCAGCGCGUAUCCUUGGACAUAGGGAUACCUGUCAUUAAUUCUCUGAUUACUGCUUACAGCAAAUGUGGAAAAUUAGACAUGUCCAGAGUUUUAUUUGAGCACAUGGCUGGUCGGUGUUUGGUCUCGUGGAACACAAUGAUUGCUGCAUAUGGAAUGCAUGGAAGAUGUGUCCAGGCUCUCAAAUUGUUUGACCAAAUGAAAAAGGAGAAUGUUGUACCUGAUGACUUAACCUUCAGAUCAGUACUUGCCGCCUGUAGUCAUUCUGGCUUGGUAGAAGAGGGUCUGCAUAUUUUUAGAUCCAUGAAAGAAGAGUACUCAAUGAUUCCAUCGGAAGAACAUUAUGGGUGUAUGAUAGACUUACUAAGUAGAGCAGGACGGCUUGAAGAAGCUUAUGAUUUGCUGCGAUGUCUGCCACCAAGACAAAGUGCUUCUGCACUUGGUGCUUUGCUUGCUGCUUGCAGAGUUCAUGGAAAUUCUGAGAUGGGGGAAACUGUGGGAAGGUGGCUUUUGGAUUUGGAGCCUCAAAACCCAAGCACAUAUGGUUUGGUGUCAAAUAUUUAUGCUGGAGGAGAGAAGUGGAAGGAAGCAGCCCAAGUAAGAGCUUUGGCCAAGGAGAGAAGUCUUAAAAGGACUCCUGGCUAUAGCCUGAUAGAUGGUGAAGUGUUGGAAGCGCUUGAUCCGCAUAUAUUGGAUGUGUGGAAGGAGAGGUUUCGGAAUUUGGCAAAGAAUCGGAGCUAUUCGGUGUGUUUGGUGGUCGAGGGAUUGUGUGAUUUCGGGAAUGUUUCUGCAACAUUUUGGUCAGUGGAUGCGCUAGGGUUCCAGUCAGUUCAUGUUGUGCCCUGCGACAGCUCGAAAAGGUACGGAGACAAUCGUCAUGUGAGCAUGGGAGCUGAGAAAUGGUUCGAUAUCGAACUUUGGAACUCUACCGAGCAGUGCUUCAAAGUUUUAAAAUCACGUGGUUAUCGUAUUGCCACAACGCAUGUGGGAAUGGAUGCGGUUUCCAUUUAUGAUAUGGACUGGUCAUGCUCAACAGCAAUAGUUGUUGGAAAUGAAAAUAGUGGGAUAAGCAACGAGGCUCUGGAGUUGUCAGAUCUGCAUUGCAGUAUUCCUAUGAAAGGCAUGGUGGAUUCUUUCAAUGUUUUUGUUGCUGCUGGCAUUCUCAUGCACCAUGCCGUCUGUGACAGGACUUCUCGCUUGGGUUGUCAUGGUGAUCUAACAUUGGACGACAGCCAAACUCUUCUUGAGGAAUUUUAUCUGCAUCACUGCAAGAGUGCAAUUAGUAUUGCCAAAGAGUAUGCGAACAGGAAGUUAACCAGGUUCACGACAAAGCUUUGA
Molecule: messenger RNA, 3087 nt
Organism: Ilex paraguariensis (yerba mate)
Lineage: Eukaryota; Viridiplantae; Streptophyta; Magnoliopsida; Aquifoliales; Aquifoliaceae
Source: the annotation of a GenBank genome assembly